AUGAGCCAGAACCACAGCCACAACAAGAAAAAGGAACAGAUUCAAAUCCGCAGCGAGACACGCAAGCAUCAACAUCUGUUGAAGCUGCAGCUGUAUUCUCAUCUGCCAUCCCAACUGUCACCUCAGUCCUGGCUGAAUUAUGCCAGCCCGUCAAGGCACGUGUUAGCAGACGACCGAAGCCGUUUCGAAACUAUUUGGAACUUGGCCAAUCGUGCACCUGCACUUAACCCACGUGAUGGAAACAAAUUCCCGGCAAAGAAAAUGAAAUCGUCUGGUUGCAGCACAGCUAGGAAGUUGGAAAAGGAUGAGUUUGGGUGGAAUGAGCCUUCUCUGGUGAACGCAGUUUGGGAUGUCAAUGAUACAUUUAAACGCAGUCUGAAGGAAAUGAGCUACCAUGCUAUUUCUAUGCGUGUGCGGCGGCGCCAGUCUGAUGCAAAGUGGAGAGCCAGUGUAGCUUCUUGCUAUGACACACUGAAGUUCAUCAUUCAAGAUAGCAAAAAAAUGGCAAAGAAAAAGAUUUCAAAGUCUCUUGUUUUGGAAGAAACUGAGAAACAUAUCAAUAACCUAGAAAAUGCACUUAGUUGCCUUUUUAAUCAACAAGCAAAUGAAACUGGAAAAGCUGUAUUGUGGAAAAAGGGACAGCAAUGGUGCCUUGCUAGUUUGGAUGAACUUCAUGAAGACUUCAAGGAAAAACAGAGUAAACUUUUUUUACAGACAUCCCAGGGCAAGAGGCGCUAUAACCUGCUGUCUGAAAUACAAGAACAGAUAUUAGAUAUGAGCGUGGAUCUUUCUAAAAUUUGCAUUCUGCCUCUGACUGAUGUUAAAUCUGAAAAAUUGGAUGAAGUUAAACAUAACUUUUCAGAAGAUGGAACAAAUCAGACAGCUGAAAAUACAGCUUUUAGUGGUCGCCCAUCACAAGCACAUGGCAAACAUUCAGUAUAUGGCAUGAGUGAAACUCGUACAAAGGCUAGAAGAGUUGCUGGACUAGCAAGAAACAGUGCAGUUUUGCAACCAAUGUCAACACUGAUCACAUCUAGGAAAACCCCUGUCAAAGACAAGAUGAUUGGUGGUUUUCGUGAUGAAAAAGAGUUUACUGCUUCACUGGGGCUCAACACUCCAAUGUAUUCAAAAUCUGACAGGAUAAACAAUAUUAAAACUGAACCUAAAGGUGUUAAAAAAGUAGCCAAGAAGUUGACUUUUAUGACUGCAGAAGAAGCAACUCCAGCUAAAUCUGAAUAUGUAGACUCGUCACUUCUCAAGUCUCCUAUGACCAACUUUGGUUUUACACCCAUUAAACUGCCAAAUGAAUCAAAUCUUGGGUUCACCCCAAUAAAGCUUCCAUCGGAACCAUGGCUUCUUGAGACAGCAAAUGAAAUUGUUUCCCCUCUAAAGAAUACAUUAACAGAUCAUUCGUUAUCACAGGUAUCGGUUAACCACAAGAUGUCUGUUUCGGAUGAUGGAGAAUCAAAGAACCUUCUUUGUCUGGAAACCUUUGAUGUACUGGACCAAGAAGAAUCUGAUCUACAUACACAAGAAAGCACUCCAAGAAAACAACUUCAGAAUAGAGUUAGACAAUGUGGAGGAAGACGAGCCAGGAUCCAGGCAUUUAAAAGAAAAUUGGAAUUGGAAAAAGUAAAGAGUAGAAAGAAAUCAAAGUCCAGUUACGUUCCUAGAUGCCGAAAGCAACUUGAAUUAGAUUUCUUUUGUCAUCAAGAUACAGAGUCUGCACUAGCUGCACUGGAAAUUAAUACAGAUUCCAACUCUGCUCUCAGUCCAGACCUUCUUGAUCUAGAUGUCAAACCUUUAGACUUCACAGGAUUUGUGAAAAAAGGAAAAGCUGAUGAGUUUAAACAUGAAUGGCAGAGAGUUCCAGUGAUGGAAAUAAAGACUGAAGAGUCACAUAAGUUAACCAAUCAACUGGUUCCUGAUCCUUACUUGACCUCCAGUGAAGAAAGGCAGUCUGGUGUUAAUAUUGUCUUCAAUGGACAUGGUUUUGUUGAAGAGUUGGGUGAUAAUCGGUGUCAGAUUGUUCCCGAGAUCAUAGUAAAAAAUGAUGUGAUGUUCAGCAGUACUAGACGGUCUCCACCACCUGCAUCUUCUGAAGAAAUAGUCCUCAAUUAUAUUUAAAUACACUUAAAUAUAAUUUCAGUGUUUCUGCCAGAGGUAAUAUACCAUCAUCAAAAACAUAUAUUUGGGGAAAGAGCCAUACCUUAAAUUUUGCAGAUGAGUCUGUUUUAAUGACAAUUGAUCUUUGAAGAAAAUAUGAUUAUUACCCAAUUGAUAUCUUUAAGCGAGUAGUUUAUAUGGGAGGAAUUUACAAUUAAAAAUUAAAGAAAAUGCCUCCUAUUGUUGAAUAAGAAUAGGUUUUUUUUGUGCAAACCCUGAUAAAGUACCUUUGCAUCCUAAAUUGCACCUUUUUAAUUUAAUCACCUAGUAUUUAAAAAAAUUGCCAUCUAAAAAUAUGUUUAAGUUUGUUAAAUUUUAGUUUACAAGGGCUGUAAAUUGAUGUUUAUUGUGUUGUUAUGAACACGGAAAUUAAUAUUCUUUCUGUAUCUGAACCAAUUUUGUAUAUGAUUAAACAAAAUAGUACAAUUGCAGGCUUCAAAAGUUGGUAUUAGAAGGUCAUGGCUAUGAUAGUCUUUAAAAAUCCAUAAAAUGAAGGACACCAAGGCCAACCUAAAAGGUACCACAGCAACUUUCAUAGAUUUUCAACAGGAACCAAGGCAGCUUUAUUUAGGAACUAAGUUAAGAACUUUAAAUGUAAAUGUAUUGGGUUUAGCCAUCCGUAUGAAUAAUUAUAUGAACCCGAUCAAGUGUUAGAAAAUUUAGGAAAACAAAAAUUAAACCUUGAAUUAAGAUAUUUAACACAAUUUGCAUACCAUAUUUUGUGGGUUAUAACAUGCACCACAGUAUUUUAACACAUUGUACAAUACCAUUAAUAUAUUUUUUAUAUAUAUAAGAUAUACAAUACAAAAUUUUAUAAGCCUUAUAAAAUUCUAUAAGUAUUUACAAUAUUGUGAUUCCCCAUAGAUCUCGACACACGUGUAUGUAUCUGCCAAAGAUAUUUAUAUGUUAUUCUAAAAUAAACUGAAUACUGGUGAUAGCACAUAUUGUUGCUUUAUUGUGAUUUAGCCAGAAAUAGGUGGGCUGAGAAUACAAAAAUAGGUCAUUCACUGAUUCAGCAUGUACAAGUUCUGAUAUUUUAGUAAUAUUUAAUGACUUUGGAUAUUGACUUAGUGGUGCUAAAUUACAUUAUAUGUAUGGUAUAAAUAUGUAACUUCAAAUAGAGCAUUGGUACUAUUUUUUGUUCUAGUAUAUAAAAUCAUGCGAUGACAAAAUGAAUACACUUUUCAUAUUCAUGUAACCUCCGACGCAUGCCCCAAAAUAUCCAAGAUGGCCAAAUAACUUGAAAAUAUUUGACAGUUUGGAAUAUAUUUUUACAAUUUGGUUGUACAAAUGUAUAUAAAUGCAGAAAAAAGUUCUUGUGUACCAAAUAGAUGUACAUGUAUACAGAAUUGCAUUUACUUUAAAUCCGGUUGUGAAAAGUUCAGAAAAUAAUUAACAUUCCUUUGAUAUUCCAGUGUUUUGUCAUUUGUACAUGCUAACUUCACACUUUAUGACAAAGCUUGCCUUACUCACAUCUUCCUGUGUGAUGCAGGGCUUUAGAUUGUACGAUAUUUAAGAUGACAAACGUGCCCAAAAUACAAAAGCUGCAAAUAAUCAUGCACAAAUUAAAUAAAAACAUGCUGACCUCAGAAGAUCACCUCGAAACAAGUGAAAUAAUGAGCUAUAAUUAGAUUAAAAUAACUUGUAAUGCAUUUCUGAAUAUCUACAACCCUUCUACAGCUUUUAAUACCAUUACUGCACUAUAAAAAUCUUGCUGUGCUCAGAAUGGACAAAAAAUGUGUUGUGCCCAAAUUAGAGAGAUCUAAAGUCCUGUGAUGUCAUUAAUGGACUGCAAAAUGAUUGGAUGAAUUAUCAUUACUCAUUUAAACCCUUUUAUUAACAUUUGAUCAUUGUUAAUGUGAUCCUGCAACUAAAAAACCCCAGCGUCCUGAAGCGAUGAGUAUGCAUCAGAUUGCAAUAGCACAAAAUACUGUUGCUAUAUGUUUUGGUGUUUAUCAUUUUUCACCAGAACACCAUACAGUGUAAGCAGUUUAGAAAUAUAAAUCAUUCUUGUUUAGGGAGCCUACAUGUAGGUGUGACAUGUUAGCAAAACAUAUAAAACACCUGUGGAAUAAUUUGGAAACAAAUGAGUCUUAUAAUCGCAAAACAUCUCUGAGUUAGUGGAAGAACUGUCGGGAACUGGUUACAUGACCAUGACCAUCCAAGAAUAUGUAGUCCUGUUGCAAUAUUACAUGGUGCACCAAGGUUCAGAAGUCUUGACAGGACUGGACCAUAUACUUUUAACAUAAAUAAUACAUCUAUGGCAAACAUAAUUUUUGAUUUAUUUAAAACUAAGUAUCACUAAACUUUCUUUUUCCAAUAGUAUAUAUUUAUUUAUAGGAGUGAUUUUGUAGCAUUCCAUGUCUACUUGUUAACUGAUAUUUAAGUCCAUUAUUCCUUGAACGAAAAGAUAAAAUGUAUGUAAAACUUACAGUCAUGCGGGAAUGCCCAACAAUAGUAUUUCAUGAGGAAUUUUUCUUACCAGUACUGCAAUCUUAACUUGAUAAAAUGGUAGUGUUUAACUGUUGUGACAAUAAUUUACUCAAAGACAGUUGAAUAAAACACGUUAGUGGUGUUAUUCUUGUGACAUUGCAUUUAUUAUCACACAUGCUUCCCAUGUGCAGACCUACAUACCAAAUUAAAUCCUAAUAAACUAACAAAAUGGCACACGACAAAUGCCUAAAAGGACAUGGCUGUUCAUUGCCAUAAAGUAACUGGUAUUUCUGAGGCACAAGGCAUCUAUUGUCCGAACCAAAUUGUUAACAACUACAAAAAAUUACUCUCCUACCUUUAAUUGCCUUUAGAUUUCCUUCAAAGUUUGU
This is a messenger RNA of Gigantopelta aegis, 4988 nucleotides long. RefSeq lists its product as uncharacterized. Lineage: Eukaryota; Metazoa; Mollusca; Gastropoda; Neomphalida; Peltospiridae. The coding region runs from base 1 to 2127 and encodes 708 amino acids. The transcript has 16 exons. The record is from RefSeq and is a predicted model, not a curated record.